Molecule: messenger RNA, 3222 nt
Organism: Lachancea thermotolerans CBS 6340
Lineage: Eukaryota; Fungi; Ascomycota; Saccharomycetes; Saccharomycetales; Saccharomycetaceae
Gene: HOS4
Product: Hos4p
Exons: 1
Coding region: 1-3222 (1073 amino acids)
Cellular component (GO): nucleoplasm
Molecular function (GO): protein binding
Source: RefSeq, a predicted model, not a curated record
AUGAGUGAUGGGUCCAGAAGCUCAAGUAAUGAACCAGGGCUGCCUACCGUGAAGAAAAGAUCACUAAGCAAUUACCUUUCAAACAUACAAAACCGCAGAGAGGAGUUGGGGAGAGUUGUUAAGAAAGAGGAGGAUAAAGCCAAACAUGGAGCAGCCACUAGCGGGGCAAAUUCUACGAAAGAAGCUGGAGUGAAGGAGGACGCACCGAAACAUAGUGAUAGCCUUGGCGUUAAAAAGACCGAAAACGAGAUGAGGGAUGAACUAAGAGAGAAGAGUAUGCUGGAAGCUAGCAGAGACCUUGGUAAUACAGAUUCCUCAGCUGGGCAAGAAAAAGUUUCUAAGGGUGCGCCAAAACCACCGGGUGAUGAGAAUGGCGGAAAAGAAGAGAACAAGAACGGGAGCGGUUCGGACCAGUCUUUGUCGACAACGCGUGCUCCAUCAGAGAGCAAAGACAAUUGUACUGUAAAAAAUAAAUCAGAGGAUCCGAAGAGCGAAACUGUGGGGGAAGCUUCUGAAGCUGAAAAGGAUAGCCGAAAAAAUGCCAACGAAGAUAGUUCUGAUGUCAAAACAGCACCUAAAGGUUCUAUAAUAAAAUCAGAACUUAUUCAGCUAAUUGAAGAACCUGAGAAAGAAAAACCAAGAGAAAAAAACGAAGAAAUUGAAAGCGAGCUGAGUGAAGUCGAUAGUGAUGCACCUACAGAGCCUGCUUCGCCCCCCAAGCCCAGGUUAGGACGACUUAUAAGAGGUGAUCAACUGAAAUCUCCAACAAAGUCCAACUCUCGUUAUUUCUCUACGGGUAAUAGCGAAGAGUCGGAACUUUCUGAUAUAGAAGACUUGAAUCACUUACCAAUUUCGAGCAGUAUUCUACACGGUGACUCGUCACCGCACAAGCCUUCACAUAUUGGCCUAAAUUCAUCACCCGUGAACCUUGUCCAUUCGAAACCUAAACCGACUACUGCGGUCAAAUCGCACGUAGCCAUCAGUAAAACCACGAAAACCCGGAAGUCAGGCGUUCAUAGGGAUGCUGGGGGCCGAACCAGGUUACAAAUUGCCUGCGACAAGGGAAAACACGAUGUCGCUAAAAGACUCAUUCAGGAAGGUUAUGAUGUUAACGACCAAGACAACGCUGGAAAUUCGCCGCUGCAUGAGGCUGCUUUAAAUGGCCACCUGGAUAUUGUAAAGCUAUUGCUAAGCAAUGGAGCGGAUGUGAAUAUCCAGUCCCAUGAGCCAGUCAAAGACACACCCUUGAUUGAUGCCGCUGCGAAUGGCCACUUAAAAGUGGUUAAACUACUUUUGAAAUAUAAUGCUGAUCCAACAAUUUCAAACGCCAAAGGGCUCACAGCUUUUGAGUCUAUUGAUGAAGAUUCUGAUUUUGACAGUGAAGAGCGGAAGCUGGUGCGCGACCUCAAAUACGAGUUACGAAAAGCAGCCACAGAAUUUGGCAAUAACCCCGGAAGACAAGCGCGCUCGUCAUCCAAAAACGGUUUCUCAGAAAGUGAAAGGUCUUCCUCUAAUGCUCGAAUGGAAGAAGAGUUUUUUUGGACAGACAUAUCAUCAAAGGCGGGCAGAGAAAAGCUUUUAAGAGCCUCGCGAGAAGGGAAGCUUUCUUAUGUUGGAGCGUAUCUCGAAAAUGGUGGCCGUGUUGAUUUCAAGUCUUUCACAGAAGCUGUGAGAUCAGGACACGAGGACAUUACAAGUUUAUUUCUUGCUUUCGGUGCACAGCCUAACUUGGUUCUGCGGGAUGGCCAAACUCCUUUAAUGAUGUCGUUGGGGCGUGGUCAUAUAGGGACUGCUAAACUUUUACUUGAGGCGGGCGCGAAUCCAUUAGCGAAAGACAAGAAAGGCAAGUCGGUGCUGAGCUAUGCCAAAAAUAGCGAAUUGGGGCUUGUGAGUGAAGACGAAGUUCAGCUUAUUGAAAACGCGAUAAGAAAGGAACGUCGAUCAAACGAAGAAUUUUGGAAUAGAGAAAGUCCAGGGUCAGAACGCACCGAGAAAAGCCAACAGCAGGAAGAACAGGAUGAAUCAACCAAGGCAAGCAAUCAAUCACCACAAAAGGCCCGUUUACUUUCAACUAAAUCCACUGUUCCUCAAAAAAGACCUCAUUCCUACGAGUCACAGUCAAACACAAACAUUUCAGACGUUAAAGAACCCUCUCCAGAGGUGGAUGCCGGCUCCAGAAACCCCUUUAUUCAGGAUAGCUUCGAAGGUUAUGCAGGCAAUAGAAGGUCUCCAAGAGAUGGUUCACUAAGUCCAGGGACAGUGCUGCCUAUGUCAGACCCACCGAGAAGCCAGACCUCAACACCGGCAUAUCCGGGAAGUGUAAAGGCUGUCGAGACUACCGAAGAGCGUGAACAGAGAUUGAAAGCGGAAGAAUCUUACAGACAAAAGAGGUUGCUUAAUAAAAAGAAGAAGGAACAAGAGUUUUUACAGAAGAUUGCAGAGGACGAACGGAAACGGGAGGAAGAGAUCGCACGACAGGAUGCUGAGCGUGCCAAAAAGCUUGAAGAAGAAAAGGCCAAACAGGCUGAGAGAGAGAUCCAGAAGCGCACUGAGGCUGAGCUCGAACGCCGUCGUAAAAUUAGAGCGCAAUAUCCGUUGGGGCUUCGCGCCAUUGAUUUUGACAGAAAAGACGAAUUUCAAAGAUUUCUGCCAAUAUAUUAUGUGACAAUUGAUGGUCUCAGACAUGUGCUGGAUUUACAGGUUUGCAUCCUUUUAAAGGAUGAGUCGUUUUUAGCCAAGUGCGAGAAUGGCAGAGACAUCCCCCAAGCACAAAAGGAGCAGAUUUGGAAUAUAUUCAAGUUCAUAUUCCUCUACGGCGGGAGAAAAUCUACCGAUAAAGCGUUUGGAAGUCAGGCACUUUCAGGUAUUGAUAGGCUUUCGUUUAAAGACCUCGCUGAGCUUGAUAAUGCCGAGCGUCAAAAGUUUGCAAACCUACCUCUACGAUGGAUACCGUGGAACUCUGUCUCAUUCCCCGAGGGGACUGAAAUUAUAAAAGAAGCUGCUGAAUCUCAAAUGAUUGAAGUCAGUCUGGAGCAACAUACGACGAGCUGGCUCGGCGCUCAGACCAAUUCUACAAAUGCAUCACACUAUAAUUCACAUCAAGUCCCUCUUUCUACGGCCAUUCGGCAGAUCCCGCAAGAAGUAUAUGGGGACCUUCCACCACGGCUCCGCAAUCGCUCAAGCAUUUUGAAGGUCUUAAAAGGUCCCCGCCCCUCAUGGUAG